UGUAGCCAAGCAGCCUAAACCAGUUCCCUACGACAUCGCAUCCGAAUACCAUGUCCGCGUUGUUGAUAAUACUUGCACUCACGCCGCUGUUCCUAUUCAUAAUCUACGUUAAACAAAAAUACGCCUACUGGGCUCGCCGAAAUGUACCGUUCCUAAAACCCCACUUCCCGUAUGGAAAUUUCGAAGCCCUGGACCGCAAAUCCAUUGCGGAUGUUGCGCGCGAAGCCUACGAGGAGAUGAAGAACCGUGGACCCUUCUACGGGGCGUACUUCUUCCUGCAACCGCUGAUCACCAUCACCGAUCCGGACCUGAUCAAAAUGGUACUCAUCAAAGAUUUCAACACGUUUCCGGAUCGUGGCUUGUACUUCAACGAACGGGACGAUCCACUUUCGGCGCACAUGUUCGCCAUCGAAGGUAACAAGUGGCGGUCGCUAAGGCAACGGCUAUCGCCAACGUUUACUUCCGGGAAAAUGAAGAUGAUGUUUCCAACGCUUGCUGCGGUGGGAGACCAGUUUUCCGCGUUUUUGGAUGAGGAGAUCGGAUCCGGGAAAGUGGUGGAAGUUAAAGACUUUAUGGCGAAGUUCACGACCGAUAUCAUAGGAAGUUGUGCUUUUGGGAUUGAAUGUAAUAGUUUCAAAGAUCCGCACGGUAGAUUUAGACAGUUUGGCAAAAUGGUAUUCGAAACUCCAGUACAUGGAUCGCUGGUAAGGUUUGCGUUGAAAUCGUUUCCGGAGAUUAGUAGACGGCUGCGGAUUAAGGCUUUGCAUGAAGAAGCAAGUAAGUUUUUCUAUGGAGUUGUGGAGGAUACGGUGAAGUACCGAGAGAAGAACGGCGUCGAAAGGAAGGAUUUCUUGAGUUUGCUGAUCGAUAUGAAGAAGGAUGGAGUAGAUUUCACCAUGGAUGAAAUCGCUGCGAAUUCGUUUAUAUUCUUUGGAGCUGGGUUUGAGACUUCUUCUUCGAAUCAAACGUUCUGUUUGUAUGAGUUGGCCCGCAAUCCAGAAUGUCAAGAUAAAGCCCGGCAGAGUGUUUUAGAUGCUUUGCGGAAUCAUGGAGGAAUGACUUACGAUGCCGCAUGCGAUAUGCAGUAUCUCGAUCAAUGCAUAAAUGAAACACUUCGAUUGUAUCCAUCUGUCCCGGUUCUUGAACGGAGAGCUUUCCAGGACUACAAAAUCCCUGGACACGAUGUAGUAAUCCCCAAAGGAAUGAAAAUCAAUAUACCGGCAUAUGCCAUUCAACGAGACGAACGGUUUUAUCCUGAUCCAGAUGUGUUCAAUCCAGACCGAUUUCACCAAAAAGAAGUAGCCAAAAGACAUAUUUGCACCUUUAUACCGUUUGGAGAAGGUCCAAGAAUCUGCAUCGGACUACGUUUCGGAAUGAUGCAGUCAAGAGUAGGCCUGGCUACAAUAUUGAGCAAAUUUCGCAUCAGUAUUUGCUCGGAAACGGCCAACCCAUUAGAGUACUCCAGCAAAACCUCGGUGCUGAUACCGAAAGAAGGCUUGUGGCUGCGAGUUGACCCACUGUAGAAACUCAUUGCAACAGUAAUCGCUAAAGUAUUCAGAGAUAUGCAACAAUAAAGAGUCAUAAACUGUAAACA
Messenger RNA from Aedes aegypti (yellow fever mosquito), 1594 nucleotides. Its product is annotated as cytochrome P450 6a2. Gene Ontology annotation, molecular function: monooxygenase activity; oxidoreductase activity, acting on paired donors, with incorporation or reduction of molecular oxygen; iron ion binding. The coding region runs from base 51 to 1523 and encodes 490 amino acids. Lineage: Eukaryota; Metazoa; Arthropoda; Insecta; Diptera; Culicidae. The record is from RefSeq and is a predicted model, not a curated record. The transcript has 2 exons.